This is a messenger RNA of Talaromyces marneffei, 1077 nucleotides long. RefSeq lists its product as uncharacterized. The coding region runs from base 1 to 1077 and encodes 358 amino acids. The record is from RefSeq and is a predicted model, not a curated record. Gene Ontology annotation, cellular component: intracellular membrane-bounded organelle. Lineage: Eukaryota; Fungi; Ascomycota; Eurotiomycetes; Eurotiales; Trichocomaceae. Gene Ontology annotation, molecular function: phosphatidylinositol binding. The transcript has 2 exons.
AUGCCGCCGAACGUCGAAAUUACCAUCCCGACAGCCACUCUGACGGGAGACUAUACGACUUACAACAUAACCGUCCGGUUGCCUCUCCGGUCGCUCGUCGUCCAGAAACGUUACUCUGAAUUCUCGACCUUCCACGAUGAUCUAGUCAACCAAGUCGGCAUUCAACCUCCUGUACCGCUCCCGAAAAAAUCAUGGAUCCAUAAUACAAAUUCAAAUGAGAAGCUGAGGGAAGAACGGCGGCAAGGUCUGGAGAAAUACCUACAAGCAAUCAACAACGCGGAAGACCAACGAUGGCGGAACACGAGCGUAUGGCGGUCGUUUUUGAAUCUGCCUAUACAGGCAUCUGCGGGCGAUAAUACCUCAUCUGCAAGGUUACAUAAAGCAGUCACUAGCCCCGGUGGCCUGGGAUCUGCGCCGAUAACGGACCCAGUGUUGUGGCUGGAUUGCCAUCGCGAAAUGAAAUCCCAUUUACACGACGCUCGGCUGCAUCUGACGAGACGAGAUCAGGCCACGACUCCUCAAAAACAACAUGAAAGCUCUGCACACGCCAAGUCGAGUUUGGCUAAGGCUGGGUCAAUGGCCACAGCACUUGAAGAGGGGUUGAAGAACCCUGGAAACGAUAAUUGGGCUGGCAGUGGUCUUGGAGAGGGCGAAAUCAGACGACGAAAGGAUCUCCUGGCAAACGCAAAGAAGGAAAAAGAUGGCCUGGAGAACUUACAUAAUGCGAUGCUGCAGAAGAGUAAAUUGGACACCGUAGUGGCCUCAAUACAGGAUAAGGAUAAACUCAUGAGUAGUGCAAAACCCCGCCUAGGCGGCCGAGUUCUUGGAAAAGAGACGGAUAAGACGCGCGAAUUGGAUAACCAGGGAGUCUUACAACUCCAGAAGCAGACUAUCGACUCUCAAGAUAAGAGUGUCCAAGAAUUACUCAAGAUCGUCUCUCGACAGAAAGAGUUGGGUAUUGCUAUAAAUCAUGAGCUGGAGGUUCAGAAUCAGCUUUUGAGCAUGGCAGAUGAGGAUGUCGAUAGGUUGCAAAACAAGAUUGAUAUCGGAAACAAACGAGUGGGCAAGAUAUCAUGA